AUGUCGAAAAGGAUCCUCGUCUUCGGCGCUACCGGCAAGCAGGGUGGUGCUGUCAUCCGCGAGACCCUGUCUGCCUUCGGCAGUACGGCCACCGUCUAUGCUGUGACCCGCAGCUCCACAUCCCCAGCCGCCCAGAAGCUCGAGCAGCAAGGCGUGAAGCUGGUGAUCGGGGAUAUGGAGGACUCGAGCCCGGACUCACCUCUAAAGGCCGCGAUCGCCGAGGCAAAGCCCACGCAUGUCUUUCUCAUGUCCAACGAGAAGGCGGCCAUGUUCUCGAAGGGCAGCGGCUGCAGUCAGGAGCUCGCCGCAGCAAACCGCAUGCUUGACUUCCUGGAGGCCUCUGGAACUGUCGAGUACGUGGUUAUGAGCUCGGUCGCCGGCUGCCAUCAGGGUGCCCAAUAUUCGAUGCCGAACUUCAAGGUGAAGGAAGACAUCGAAGCCGCCCUGCAGAGCAGGUCGUCUUUGAAGUGGACGGUGCUUCGCCUGGUUACGCUCAUGGACAACUUCGUGGACAAAGAGUACGGCGGUGUGACGAAGACAAGCGUCACGGGCUUGGCAAGCAAUUCCACGAUGGAGAUGUGGUACGUGAGCUGCAGGGACCUGGGAGUGGCAGCGGCGACAUGCUUCGCCAAGCCCGACUUUGUCGGAAAGACCAUCAACCUGGCGAGCCAGAAGCUCAGCGGCGAAGAAAUCGCGUCGGUCUACGCAAAGGUGAUUAAAACGGACGCGAAGGUGAAGUACACGCCAAUCAUGGGACCCUGCCUCAUGAGCAUGGGAUUCUUGAUGCCGGACUUCGUGGCGAUGCACAGGUACUGGGAGAAGGUUGGCUAUCCCAUCGGAGAGAGCGACCAGGAAGCCUUCAAAGCUCUGGUGCCUAAGCCCUGGACAAUCGAAGACUACUUCACGAGUCUCGGCGACCGAAUCCCAAUGUGA
Molecule: messenger RNA, 933 nt
Organism: Symbiodinium sp. CCMP2456
Lineage: Eukaryota; Dinophyceae; Suessiales; Symbiodiniaceae
Source: the annotation of a GenBank genome assembly